Dama dama (fallow deer) is the source of this 6773-nucleotide messenger RNA. Its product is annotated as spermatogenesis-associated protein 31E1-like. Bases 5586 to 6773 code for a protein of 395 amino acids. The record is from RefSeq and is a predicted model, not a curated record. Lineage: Eukaryota; Metazoa; Chordata; Mammalia; Artiodactyla; Cervidae. The transcript has 13 exons.
AUGUUUGUGUUUGUUUCUUCCUUCCGUUCUCCCCUCCGUGUUUAUUGGAGUAGAGUUGAUUUACAGUAUUGUCUCAGUGUUGGCUGUGCAGCGAAGUGAAUCAGUUAUGUGUCUAUAUGUGUAUCAGCUCUCUUUAGAAACGCUUUUUCCAUACGGGCUGUCACAGAAUGUGGCGUCCCCUGUGCGGUACAGUUGGCCCCCGUUAGUUAUGUUUCAUUCACAAUAGUGUGUCAGUCCCAGCCUGCCAGCCACAUGUGUGUUUCUUUGGUGCAUGUGUGUGUGUAAAACUGCUAGAGAGGGUCAGAAACAGGCUGAAUUGUGGGGUUUUGUUUGUUUGUUUGUUUGUUUGUUUUACCUCUUCGGCCUUGAAAAGAUAGUUCUUGAAACUUGAAAGUAUUACUGCUUUGGAUUGUCUAGUUGAUCUGCAAGGAACAUUUCAAGAGACACAAAAGCAUGGGGGGUAGUGAUAAAUAUGUGGGCUUAUGACAACAGCAGUUUGCUUUAGUGAUGUUUUAGCAAGGGCUUCCCUGGUGGCUCAGUUGGUAAAGAAUCCGCCUGCAAUGCAGGAGAUCCUGGUUUGAUUCCUGGGAUGGGAAGAUCCCCUGGGAGAAGGGAAAGGCUACCCACUCCAGUAUUCUGGCCUGGAGAGUUCCAUUGACUAUAUAGUGCAGGUGGCCGCAAAGAGUCAGACUCAACUGAGCGACUUUCACUUCUAUGCUAAUAAUACAAAGCGUUUUGGAUGUGCAGAGUACCUUUAUGGCAGUCGUACUUGAAGAAACAGAAAGUAAGGCUGCCCUGUUUGAAGGUGGCACCAAUGGAAGGAGAUAGGAAGGGCCUGCUCUCUUCGUUGCAGGUGGCUGCUGCCUGGUGAUCCAGCACUGUGCCUGAAGUCAACAUCCUGGUUCUGACACUUACCAGCUGUGGGAUCUUGGCAAAACCUGUCUUACCGGGUUAAACGUGGGCAGUUUUUAAAAGUAGGGUAUUUUCUUAGAAAGGGUUUAGGAAAUCUUCAAGCACCUGAGUAUUAAUUUUAACAGAGUAUCUUUGGGAGCCUUCCACAGAAGUAUGUGGAUCCUUUACCUGGAGCUGCUGGGCAAAGAGGAAAAAAGACAUUAAAUGGACAAGUAGAAGGUAAUUUUAACAAAACGUACAGAUUUGUCAGCAGAACUAGACUUAGAAAUGACAUGAGAGGAAGAACAAGAAAAAUCUGAUGGAGAUGAAAAUAACCAUUCACAGCAUGCUUUGGAGCCGCAGUGUUGAGGCCAGACUUCCUGGGUUUGAAUUCUGAGUCUGUUGGUGACCUGCUGUGGGCUUGGCCACGGUCCUCAGCCUCUCUGUGCCCCAUCUUUCCCCGUGUAGAGGACCUCAUGCAUUACCUGUCUUCGAGAAUAACUGUGAGGAUCAAAAGUGCCUUCAGAUAUGGUCAAAGCACAGAUUAAUGACCUGAGCUACCUGAAUGACUGAAUUUAGUCAUCUGAAAGUGCUUCCCAGGAUGGUGAUGUCUUUACUCUAAGAUUUCCACAUUGCAAGUAGAACCGCCUGGCUUGAGGUAUAAAGGGAAGAACACGUCGUUAGUAUUGUGGAGUGUGAAAUUCAUGGAAAUAAUAUUGACCGUAAAGCAAGAGGAAGAGAAUAGAAGAAAUGCUGACAUGUUAUAAGAAAAAAUUAGGGAGCAGUUAAGAAGAAAGGAAGACCAAUAUAGUAAAGAAGCUGAAAUGAAACAGCAACUUGAACUCACUCUCAGAGCACUAGAUGGAACUGAAGACUGAGAAAUGAUCUGAAUCAGGUUAUGGAAGAGUGACAUGACGCUCAGAACCAGCUUUCUGGAGAACGGAAUGCCAGAAUCUUACAGGAGGGAAUCCUGGCCAAUCACCUUGCCAAACAAAAGCAGAAAGAAAUGGCUGAUAAGGAAAUGAGCUCUUAGCCUAUCUUACUAUUUGAGACAUUACAAAAAGGUAUUGAAAGUUAUGGAAGCAGCAAAUAAUAUCAUGGUUGUCUAAGAAGAGCUCUCCAAGUUUUACCUAUCACCAUCUGUGUAUGCACCGUGAGUGAACAUCGAAAGGAACAAAGGGGAAGAAGCAGGAGCAGCAAGAGAAAUGGCGCUUUGAAAGCGUGCAGAGAUUGCCUGGAAGAACUGGAAGAGGUCUGGGACCUGACUUCACUUCUGCAAAGACACCUGGGGAGGUUCCCUGACAAGGACAGCUUUCAUCAGAUCUCAUGGCAAGAUUCACCUGGUGAGGUUUGCAAAGCAGUGCCUGCUGGAGCCCAACCACCAUGCAGGGAAGAGGCGGCUCCCACCAUUUCCCCAGCUCCUCUGACCAAGCAGCCUCUACCCUGCACUUCUGCCAUUUCUCCAGUUCAGUUUCUACUUACUCAGAGUCAUACCUGAGUGCCUCUCCAACACCAGAGCCUUUCUUUCCCCUGGACAGCCUUUCCCCCUGGCCACUGGCUGUUUCCCCUUCCCCACCAAGCCCGCCUCAUGGGAGAGCCUGCCCUCCACCUCCAGCACCCUGCUCUGCCCCAACACCAUCAGGCUCCAUGCUGAGUCUCACUCAGGGUGACUCCACGACACGCACACUGGGUACCAUCCCACACAGGUCAUCUCCACACUCCCCCUGGAGACCAGCCAUCCCAGGGCUUGUCCAUUCAAGCAGCCCUGGAUCGGCCCUGGCCUGGUGGCAGGAAGCAGCCACAGCCUGGAGCUUCUCCACCUCAACACACUUAGAGUCCCAGAAAGAAAGCCUUCCCCUCUACCCACCAGAGGCCUCAUUCUGGGAAGAUCCCCGAAACGGGCAGGGAGAGGCUGGUGGCCUCGCUUUUAUCAACCCUAAUGUCCAGGAGCUACUGGAAAUACUAAUCACCAAAAGAGUGGAACUGAAGUCUUGGGAGGAGAAAGAAAAGGACGAGGAGGCAGGCUACCACCUGAAUUCUUUGGGGAAGAGGAUCGAGUCGCUGGGUCACAAACAGGACACCUUGGGUCACCAACACUUCGGGAACAUAACUGGCAAACAUGAUCAGCUGCUUGGUCCCGAGAAGCCCCAAUAUCCUGACACUCUGGGGGGCUGUCUACAGAAGACAUGCAGCCAGCUCUUCUGGGGUCUCCCCUUUCUGCACAGUGAGUCUCUCAUAGCUGCUGUCACAGUACCUGGGUCAGCUCUAGAGUUAUGCCCUGUCUUAUUUAACGAACGCUCUAAAGCCAAAGCAUUCCAUAUUCCAGCUAAAGUAACUUCACAACUGUCAUUGGCCAAGCACUUGACCCAACCUGUGGCCCAGGCUCAACCUCAGUCCUUGACUCCCACCAUGCCCCAGUUGCAGCCAUCACCUCUGGGUCACAUGGAGACCCAGGCCCAACCCCUACCCUUAACUCCAAUCAUGCCCCAAUGUCAACCAUCAUCUGAAGUUUCAUUGGAGACCCAGUCCAGCUCCCAAAUCGUGGCUUCAACCAUGCCUCACUCUCUACCACCAACUCGGGCUCACAUGGAGGCCCAGGCCCGACCCCAACUCUUGGUUCCAACCAUGCCUCACUUUCAGCCACCACCUCAGACUCACAUGGAGACCCAGGCCCACCCCCCACCAUGGACUCCACUCACGCCCCAAUUUCAACCAUCACCUCGAGCUCACAUGGAGACCCAGGUGCGAUCCCAACUCUUGGCUCAAACCAUGUCUCAUUUUCAACUACCACUUCGGGGUCACAUGGAGACCCAGGUUCCGCCCCUAGUCCAGACUCCAUCCAUGUCCCAGUGUCAACCACCACAACCUCAAGCUCACAUGGAGAUUCAGGACCAAUCCCUACCUUGGACUCCAAACAUGCCCCAGUUUCAACCACUUGUUCAGGCUCAUGUGGAGACCCAGGGCCGAUCCCUACCCUGGACUGCAACCAUGCCUUGAUGUCCACCAUCAUCUGAGAUUUCCAUGGAGGUCCAGGACCACCAACAACCCUCAGCUCCAACCAUGCCCCAGUUUCAACCACCUCCUCGGGCUCACGUGGAGAUCCAGGCCCAACCGAUACCCCUGGCUCUAAAUAUACCUCACUGUCAGCCAUCUUCUCGUGCUCAUAUGGAGAUCCAGGCCCAACCUCAAUUUUUAACUCCAACCAUACCCCAAUAUCAUCCACAACCUCAGGCUCAGUUAGAAACCACUGUCCAUCUAUCACCCUCCCCGCUAGUCCAGUCAUCAUCUUCUCAACGCCAGAUUGGCAUUGAGAAGUCCUUUGAAACAUCUUGCACUACAGUCCCAAAUAAGGCAUCAUCUUUCAGUUCAAAUGCAAUUGAAAACCUGGAAUGUCACUUUUGGAAAAAACAACUAGAAAGCAGGAGAACUUUGCCCUCUUUGGUUAAAAAUUCUCAGCAAGUCUUUAGCCAGGUCACUCUAAACCCAUCCCAGGAGACCAGGUCUUCCCAGGCCCACAGCUCUGUCCCCAUCCUUCCUGGGCAUUUGAUCAGCCCUGAGGUUCGGAAGAAACUGGAGCACCACAUUUCCCAAAGGUUCAUGCAGCAACAGAGUCGCCUGCCCUGCAGAAUCCAAGCAUCUCAGAAACUGAUGCAGCCCCAGGAUCAAUACCCACGGCCAUGCCAGGCACAGGGCAGGGAGGGGCCCUCAAGAUCUUCUGCAGGUCGAGGCAAAAUGAGCCAGGAUGUACAAAAGAUGAGGUCCAAGUGCCCAGCACAAAUCCUACCAGGGAGAGACCUGUGCCAUGAGGUGGGGCAGAGUGUGGGGAAGAUCGUAAAAGAUCUGUACAUGUUCCCAGCCAACCCUCCAGUGAAGGAUCCAAGAGCAAAACCUGCAUCCGAAAUAGAGUUGAGCCUAGACAGGAAGCAACCAGAAGUCUCAGGAGUCCUUACAGAGAGGAAGGCAGAGCAGAUCUGUGAGAGUGAGAUCCCUGUGAAUGUCUGUCACUUGAGGCUUGUGGACAACCUUGCUUUAGGCACUCUGGGAGAGACAAAUGCUCCAAUGAAGACAGAAAGUACACAGUCCUCUCAGGAUGGGAAAGCCUCCAUGACCACCUCCCAUGAGUCUCUUGUCCUCAGCCCGUAUACUGAGCAGGAGUUGGAAGCACAUAUAAUAAGGUUUCGGGUGAGGCACAGGUGGAGCCUAUUCUUCAAAGUCCUUAAGUUCAUAUUUCGCUUGAAGUUGAAAAAGGUUCAAGUGCCCACAUUGAAGGUCAGCUGUGAAUCUGGAUACCAGUCAACUGCCCUAUUAACCAAGGGCUUGGGGAAACCUCCUCAGCCCCAUGCAGGUGAGAAACUGAAAAGAACGGAGGCAGUUCCCCUACUGGAGAGGCCCCUCCCUGUCCCCUCACAGGUGACUGAGGAAGCCCGGGGGGCUCUGGGAGGACGCACACCUGGGGACACCCAUAAGCCCCCAGAGGCCCCUCUGACUGGACAGGAAGACAAGCCACCUCCUCAGGCCCCCACAUACAGCUUUGUGGGCAGAAUGUGGCACAGCAUGUCUGUAGUGGAGGCUGACAAAGGCAGCCUGGAGCCAAGUCCAAGUUCAGCCAUGGCCAGGAAUGAGGCACAGAAGGAAACUAGGGGGCAGGCCUCCCCAGCAUCUUGCUCUAAUGUGAUAGUUGUGGACCUUGAUGAAUGCUCCCCAUCUUCCAGGGCGCAAGAGGUCGUGGAGGGAGACUCUGCUGGGAAGGGCACCAGGAACCUAGCGUGCAGGUCAAAUACCUAGACAUCAAUAUCGAUCUCGGGAGAUCACGGUCUCCAAGGUCCAGUGAAAGCCCCUCACUGAACACCACAUCUGCUGCCUCAAAUACAGAAGAUCUACUCUUUGAGACACAGUCUCGUAAGCUUGAGUCUCAAGGGUUCGCUGACCAGCAGGCUGCGGCUCAAGGCCGAGCUACCAGCGUGCUCCUUCAAGACUGUGAAACUGGAGUACUCCUUCAAGACUGUGCCACCGAUGUGCUUCUCAAAGACUGUCACUCGAAUAUGUUUCUUGCCGCAAACAUCUUGGCUUCUCAGGAAUCUCUGUCCUCUUUUCAGAUCUUAUCCAGUGGAGACAAGUGCAAUUCCCAAAAACUCUAUGAUGCUACCUCAAGUGAAGGGAGCAGCCAGGGGCAGCAGGUGGACAGGAGGCGACAGCUGAAAUAUAAGAGCCAUUGCAAGGAGUCUGUUCCCAAGGAUGGGAGAGAGAAAUAUACAAGGCCCAAAUUAAGACAGAUUAAAAAGGGGCUGGCAGAACGGAGGGCUUACCAAGCCCAAGGGAUGAGUCAUCCUGGCCAGAAAAAAGAAUCAACAGAGUCCCUAAGAAGCAAGUUUCGGCAGUUAGUCCUAAAGAAGAGACAGGUUCCAUCAGAAAGCCACUUCAAAGAUAGGAUUAAGCUCCUUCUGCAGUGGAUUUUCCCCAGUAAAGGCAGAGAACCAGAAGAGCCCUUGCAAAAAGGCAGGCCUGAAAUAGCCACUGUCCAGAGCCAAGAAUCAAUCAAGAGCAAAUCGACCAUGGACAGCAGGGCUGUUGAGGCUCAGACUGUCAUGACAGCUGUUGGGCAGAUCCUAAAGGAGAGGAUGGUGUUUCACCAGGGACCUCACGCCACGGAGUUAAACUGGUACCAAGCACAAUUCCAGGGCCCCCUAGGUCUACAUUACUUCCACCACAGAAUCCUGUCUUACCAAGAGGAAAGGAGAAUGAGGAGAGAUACACCCCGUUAUCACCAAGCCACCCCAAUGGGCCAUAGCUUUUCCAAAAAGUGGACCAUUCCCAGGGACAGCAGGUGGGCCUUCUCACCCAGGGAGCCAGGUCCCCUUCCAGAUGUGGCUGGGACAAGAUAG